This is a messenger RNA of Leptopilina boulardi, 5208 nucleotides long. RefSeq lists its product as uncharacterized. Lineage: Eukaryota; Metazoa; Arthropoda; Insecta; Hymenoptera; Figitidae. Bases 1 to 5208 code for a protein of 1735 amino acids. The transcript has a single exon. Gene Ontology annotation, biological process: DNA integration. The record is from RefSeq and is a predicted model, not a curated record. Gene Ontology annotation, molecular function: nucleic acid binding.
AUGCCUGAGUUAGAGGAAUUGAGACAGACUAGGACAAAUUGCAAAACUCGAUUGACUAAAUUUAAAACGUAUAUAGAAAAAUGCACGAAUGAAAAUUUUAACGAUAUUGUGGAUGUAGAGGAACUUAAACUUAGAUUAGCAAAGAUAGAAGAGACGUGGGAUAUUUAUGAUAGAACUCAAAGUAAAUUAGAAAUACUUGUGCCGAAUCCAAAUCGCGAAACUGAACGUAUGGAAUUUGAAGAUAAUUAUUUUCGUCUUUGUGCAGUAGCUUCGAAAUUAAUAAAAGAACGUUCAGCUACAUUUGUAACGAGUAGAUUUCAAGAAUCGGAAGUUGAUCAGGGACAUAAUCGGGAGCGAAUCGCACAGCUUGAAGCUGCACUUGCACUUCAAAGGGAAAAUGAGCUUGCGACUUUGCGUGAGCUUACGGCUUCUAGAGGUAGUAGUAUACAUUCUGGUUCGCACUUCCCUUUACCGAAACUUGAUUUGCCAACUUUUACAGGGGAUUAUAAAGAUUGGUUGGGGUUUAAAGAUGCAUUUAAGGCCAUAAUUCAUGAGGAUGCGUCAAUUCCAAAAAUUCAAAAAUUAAGAUAUUUAAGGGCUUAUGUAAAAGAUAACGCGGCAAAAGUAAUCGAUAAUUUGUCAACUUCUGAUAAUAAUUAUAAUGUAGCUUGGGACUUACUAAACGAACGAUACAACAACGAACGCAUAAUUAUUCAAAACCAUAUGCAGUCGAUUUUUGAAUUGCCUAAUGCAAAUAGAGAUUCCUCGUUUAAUUUGAGAAAUUUGGUAGACUCGAUGUUAAGACAUGUGCGGGCUUUGAAUGUAUUAGGCCAGCCCACUGAUAGUUGGGAUACGCCCUUAAUUUGUCUUAUCACUGGUAAGCUGGACAGGGACACUCGGACGGAGUGGGAAAAAUCGGUAACGGGGAGUGCGAUGCCUACCUUUGAAUGUUUCAGUAAAUUUCUAAAGACAAGAUGCGAGAUACUCGAAACUAUUAAGAGUGACAGUAAUAACCAAAUAGAGCCUCUGAAGUCGACGGCUGGUGGGGGGUCGCACACUCAUACGAAUAGAAGGAAUUUAAGCAAAGCAUUUGUAAAUACUCAGGGUCCAAUUUCUUGUCCGAUGUGUAGCGAAAAUCAUUACAUUCAAAAUUGUCAGCAGUUUACAAAAUUGUCAACAGAUGAAAGAGUUCAAAUUGUAAAAAAGAAAGGUUUAUGUUUUAACUGUUUUAGGCGUAAUCAUAGAAUCAAUGAAUGUCGUUGUAGUAAUUGUACCAUUUGUGGAAGGAAACAUCAUACGCUGUUGCAUGCUGAACGAGAUAAGGAAAAAAUACAAAAUAGCGAUAGUUCAUCAAAUGUAAAAAAUAUGCAUGUCUUAGACGCGUCAAGAGUUUUAUUGUCUACAGCAAAUAUAGGAUUGUUUGACACAUUAGGAAAUUCUCAUUCAUGUAGAAUAUUACUCGACAGUGGCUCUCAGCCAAACUUAAUUACCGAAGAAUGUGUAACGCGAUUACGACUAAAGAAAAGAAAAUUUGACUCGUCUAUUGAAGGUGUAAAUAAUAAUGCAAUAAAAAGCGCAGAAUGGGUAGAUGUAAAAUUUAAAUCACAUGUUUCAGGAUAUGCAGGCAGACUUUCUUUCAUGGUACUUCCUCACAUUACCAGUCACCUUCCCAACUUCCCAAUAAAUAAAGAUAAUCUUAGCAUUCCUUCUCAAAUUCAAUUAUCGGAUCCCAGUUUCCACAAACCAGGUAAAAUUGAUGCGUUAGUUGGUGGAGAAAUUUUUUAUGAAUUAUUACAAGAUGGAAAAAUUCCCUUAGCAGCACCACGACUUUAUUUACAAAGUACUAAACUUGGUUGGAUAGUUGUAGGAAAGGUGGGAGUUCCUGGAAGUUCAAGUCUGAGAUGUCAUAUGGUUCGAGAUUCACUUUCAGAACAAGUGGAAAAAUUUUGGAAGCUGGAGAACAUAGAGGAAAGAUGUCACAAGUCUGAGGAGGAAAUUACAUGCGAGGAACAUUUUGUUUCAAAUUUUCGAAGGAUGAAUGAUGGUAAAUAUAUGGUUAGUUUACCAUUUACGGACAAAUUACAAGAAUUGGGUUCUUCUUUUGAAAUUGCAGCAAGAAGAUUUUUUACGCUGGAGAAAAGAUUGGAACGUAAUCCAGAUCUAAAGAUUCAAUAUCACGAAUUUAUGAAGACUUACUUAGACUUGGGACAUAUGCAGCCAGUAGAGACAAAAAAGGAAGAAGGGUAUUUUAUACCUCACCAGGCAGUUAUUCGGGAAUCGAGUUUGUCAACAAUUCUGAGAGUGGUAUUUGACGCUUCUUCGGAAACAUCUACAGGGAUUUCAUUGAAUGAUGUAAUGAGAGCCGGUCCAAUAAUACAGGAUGGAAUUUUUGAACUCAUGCUUCGAAUUAGGCAACAUCCAAUAGUUCUGGGUGCCGAUAUUGAAAAGAUGUUCCGUCAAUUUUGGGUGGAGCCUGCAGACAGAAAAUUUCAAAAAAUUUUGUGGAGAUUCAAUUCCAGUGAGCCUGUGAGUACUUACGAAUUAAACACCAUAACGUAUGGUACAUCAGCUGCUCCCUUUUUGGCAGUCAGGUGUUUAAAGCAGCUAGCAGACGACGAAGAAGAAAGAUUUCCUAUAGCUGCACUUGUGUUACGAGAGGAUUUCUUCGUGGAUGAUAUGCUCACGGGAGCAGAGACCAUGGAAGAGGCUGUGGAAAUAAGAGAUCAGAUAAUAGGGAUAACAAAUGCUGCUGGGUUACGAUUGUCAAAAUGGACGUCUAAUUGCUAUAAUUUAAUCGAGGAUCUUCCAAAUACAAUCAUCAAGAUGCGAGUGAAUCUGGAUAAAGAACAUUCUUCAACCUCGAGGAUGUUGGGAGUGUGUUGGAAUCCUGAAGAGGAUACACUCUUGUUCGAGAUAAAUCAAUCUUCCGAAAAGCAGCUCAUUUCUAAGAGAACAAUACUUUCAAAGGUUGCGCAACUUUACGACCCACUUGGAUUAAUAUCCCCUGUAAUAAUUUGCGCAAAAAUCAGCCUACAGGAAUUGUGGAAAAAUAAACUGGACUGGGACGAUCCUGUUCCUGUUGAAGCGGUGGAAUUCUGGAAGGAUUACGUUGAACAGCUGAAACGAUUAAAUGAAUGGUCUAUUCCAAGAACAAUACGUCGCGAGAAAAAUGAAUUAAUAGAGAUUCAUGGUUUUUCAGAUGCGAGCGAGAAGGCAUACGGAGCGUGUCUGUACUUGAGAGUGAUCAGAAAUGGAAAUUAUUAUAAUUUACUAUUGUGCUCUAAGUCACGGGUAGCGCCCUUACAUUUCGUUACCAUCCCGAGAUUGGAAUUGUGCGCAGCGCUGUUGCUGGUUCGACUGCACAAGGCAGCGGUGGCGGCCUUGAGAUUGAGUAUUUCACGAGUGGUGUUUUGGACUGACUCCACUAUUGUACUAAAUUGGAUAAAUACUCCUUCACAUGAACUCAAAACAUUCGUGGCCAACAGGAUCGCUGAAAUUCAGGAAUUCACGAGUAGUGAAGAAUGGAAACAUGUUCCAACGAAAGAGAAUCCAGCGGAUUUAAUUUCUCGUGGAUUAUCACCCUCAGAAUUUAUCGAAAGUAAUCUUUGGAAAAGAGGUCCAGAAUGGUUGGAGCAACCGGAAGCUGUGUGGCCUGAACAAAAAUGGAAGGCAGUGGAAGUUCCUGAAAGGCGAGCAAUUAAAUCCUUGACAGUCAAGACGAUUGAGAAAUUUGAAUUAAGUGAGCGUUUUUCAUCUUGGACUGUUUUGGUACGUGUGGUUGCUUAUUGUUUACGGUUCGUGAGAUUUAAGAAAGGUGAAUUACGCAAAGGUUUGCUUUCGGUUGAGGAAUUCAAGUCAGCUGAAUUGCGAAUAUUACUACUGGUCCAACGCGAGGCAUUUGCAGGGGAAAUCAGGGAUCUGUCAAGUGGUGGGGAGGUUUCAAGGGGAUCGAAAUUGAUUCGCUUGAGUCCGAUGAUGGAGAAAGGCUUACUGAGAGUGGGGGGAAGAAUUAAAUAUUCUAAUUUAAAUCAUGAUCAGAAACAUCAGAUAAUCCUUCCUAAAAAUCAUCCCAUAACACUUCUCUUGAUUCGUGAGUACCAUGAGAGAGCUUUGCACGCGGGAGUAAAUUGUACAUUAUAUUCGCUUCGACAAAAUUAUUGGAUUGUAGAUGGAAGGAGCGCCGUAAAAAGUUGUAUUUAUAAAUGUGUAAAAUGUGCGAGAUCCAAUCCAAAAGAAUUUGGUUAUAAAAUGGGAAAUUUACCAGAAGUUAGACUUAAAUCAGCGAGACCUUUUGAGAACGUAGGUGUAGAUUUUUGUGGUUAUUUUUUCGUCAAGGAGAAAAAAUAUAGAAAUAAAAAUAGAAUAAAAAUUUAUGUCGCAGUAUUUGUUUGUAUGGUCACCAAGGCGAUUCACUUGGAAGUUGUUUGUGAUUUAACCACUGAUGCAUUUUUGGCGUGUUUGCGUAGGUUUUUUGCGAGAAGGGGAAAAUGCAAGGCAUUGUAUUCUGACAACGGGACGAAUUUUAAGGGCGCAAAAAAUGAGCUUGAGGAACUUUACAGCAUGCUAAAUUCGGAAAAAGAUCGAGAAAAAAUAACAAAAAAUUUAGCUGAACAAAAAAUUGAAUGGCACUUUAUUCCGCCACGUACGCCACAUUUUGGAGGCAUCUGGGAAGCUGCUGUAAGGUCCUUCAAACACCAUUUAAAAAGAACAAUCGGGGAAACAUUGUUGUGUUACGAUGAGUUCGAGACGCUUGUGUGUGAAAUAGAGGCGAUUUUGAACUCUCGCCCUCUUACGCCGAUGUCAUCUGAUCCGCACGAUUUAAUGGUUUUGACUCCAGCGCAUUUUUUAAUAGGGCAAUCCUUCCAAACUGUUCCAUCUGUGGAUUAUUCAGAUAUUAAAGUAAAUCGACUUUCUGUGUGGCAGCACAUUCAAAAAAUGAAAAUUGAUUUUUGGAAACGUUGGCACACAGAAUACUUGAAUGAAAUUACAGUGAAAAAUAAAUGGCAUACGGGAGAGUCAAAAGUAGAAAUUGGUGGAUUUGUUUUGUUGAAAGAUGAUAAUCAAACACCACUAAGAUGGUUGUUGGGAAGGAUUGAGAAGACUUAUCCGGGAAAGGAUGAUAUUGUUCGUGUGGUGGAUGUGCGUACGAAGGAUGGAGUAUAUAAGCGUGGAUUAAAGACAUUGUCUCCGUUGCCGAUUGAAAUGUAA